AUGGAUGGUCGCUUUGUCAUGGCCCUUUCGACUUGUCCAAAGCAAACGAAUCGAGCAUAUAGUGCUUACGUCGCAAGAGUCCAAGAACGAACCUCGUUUACAGUUGUGUCGGAGUGCAUUGGCGGAAUAGUAUCAGUAGUGGAUUGGUAUCGACUCUCUCUCGGAGACGUUGGGCAUAAAUUGUGUAAUUCGAUGGUCAUUACAUCGCUGGAGUCUCCCGAUAUUUCCGGUGUCAUCAUGACGAAGAUUCGUUUGCUAGUGACAGUGAUACUGCGGGUGUUGAUUACGGUCUCAGUGUUCUUAGCGGCAAUGAUUGUGAUCCAUUUCACGGCCAUUAACCCAAGGGAGAUCUUCAUCCCGUGCGAUAGGCCUUGCAGCCGGGCCGAGUGGCCCAGAAUUUGCCGCUACCGGUUGGUUAUAGAAAAGCGUUCACUCCUCAAAUCCCGAGUGGAUCAUAAAAAUAUAAUUAGCAGCGAUGAGGCAGCUGUUGGUAUAGGGAGCGAGCAGCUCGAGACUGGCAGCAUCCAAUACUAUUUUCUUGUCAACGGGAAGCACACCGGGCCGGUGUUGGACGUGUGCGAGAGGGAUUUCAUCGUCAUCGAUGUCGAGAACCGCAUCCCCGGCAGGAGUAUUUCUAUCCACUGGACCGGUCAAAGUCAACGUCACACGCCCUUCAUGGACGGGGUGUCAAUGGUCACCCAGUGCCCGAUAGUAAGUUUCACAACGUUCCAAUAUAAGUUCCAGGCGGACCGCGCCGGUACCCAUUUGUAUUACGGCUUCUCCGGGGAGGAACGAAACUCCGGGUUGGUGGGAGCUCUCGUAGUCCAUUCGGUGUAUGAACAAAAGCAAUAUCAGCUAACAAAAAACUGUCUGAACGACACCAUCUGGAUUGUGUCGGAAAUCAACGGUAACUUCUUAAUUAACGGCAACAGGAGAUUAGUUCAGAAAGUUCAGUCUGGGGCAAAGUAUCGCUUUCGAGUUGCCUACGUUGCACCUCUGGGACAGACGAAUUGCGUGCGAUGGCUUGAAAUCGAAGAUCAUAAACUUCUGGUGAUUGCCCUUGAUGGGAAUCUAAUUGAACCAGUGAUGGUGCAAAAAGUUGCCCUGUCGGAUGGCGAUCGAAUCGAUCUGAUCGUACAGACUACCGAGCUGAAGCGGGAUUAUGAAAUACGUCUCACAGCUGGGAUGGGCAAUGUCAGCCGGAAAUGUACACCAGUCUUUGCAUCUAGAAGCGAAUUCAGACUUAAAUAUGUGGAAAUCAAAACGAAUGGUUUGCAGCAUAUUUCUGAUGAAAGUGAUCCAGUGGUGGAAUCAUCGACGGAGCCGGCACCGAGCGUAAUCCAAUGGGCGGCUUUUAAUCCUGGUCGGAUUUUUUGCAGUGUGACCUCCGGCAAAGACUACCACCAAUCAUCGCUGCAUCAACAUCAUAACCAAUCCUGCUUGCUGGAUGCCAAAGCAAAGGAUGCCUUUCCUGUGGCGCUGCGUGAUGUAGACAGGCGGAUUAUUCUGGUGGUAGCGAAACGGAAAGUUAUGAAGGAUAUUUUCGGAGAACGACUAGACGACAUAUCCUACUCCGUGAAUGGAUUCAGCUUCGUCUUCCCCUCGGUGUUGAUGUUGCAAAACAUCCACGACAAAGAGCUGAACCGAACAACGUGUAGCAGCGGGAAAGGCCACAGAAGGAUGCCAAAAAAAUGUCACCGGCAGGCUGACAGACUGUGCGAAUGUGUCCACAUCGAGCAUAUCGAAACAGGUCACCGAGUGGAGUUGAUUCUAAUUAACGAAGAUGAAGAGUCAGACCACUCGUACCAUCUUCAUGGUCACCAGUUCCACUUGCUGGCGGCGAUGCGGUUUGACGAAGGGUGGCAGAGCCAGCUGGAAAAAGUGGUACGAAACUUCGACCGACCGGUGAUAAGGGACACAAUUAGGAUAGAAAGGAGGACACUGGUGGUGCUAAGAUUUACUGCUUCGAGCGCUGGACUUUGGAUGCUUCGGGAGCUGGGUGCGGGCCAGGAGUGGUCCAGAGGGUUGGAUGUGCUGCUUAGUGUUGAAACGCAAAAUACUGAAAUCGAUAUUCCGCCAGAUUUCCCAGCGUGUAAGAGUUUCGUUGGUCCGAAGUAUUUUUUAAUUUAAGUUACGUUAAAAAUGCUUAAAUGUAAAU
Toxorhynchites rutilus septentrionalis is the source of this 2158-nucleotide messenger RNA. RefSeq lists its product as uncharacterized. The record is from RefSeq and is a predicted model, not a curated record. Gene Ontology annotation, cellular component: plasma membrane. Lineage: Eukaryota; Metazoa; Arthropoda; Insecta; Diptera; Culicidae. The transcript has 9 exons. Gene Ontology annotation, biological process: iron ion transport. Gene Ontology annotation, molecular function: copper ion binding; oxidoreductase activity. Bases 1 to 2130 code for a protein of 709 amino acids.